Lucilia cuprina (Australian sheep blowfly) is the source of this 607-nucleotide messenger RNA. Its product is annotated as putative nuclease HARBI1. The transcript is spliced from 3 exons. The record is from RefSeq and is a predicted model, not a curated record. Bases 1 to 495 code for a protein of 164 amino acids. NCBI's taxonomy places the organism in Eukaryota, Metazoa, Arthropoda, Insecta, Diptera, Calliphoridae.
AUGGUAAUUAAUUUUGUUGAUGCCAGACAACCAGGAGCCAAUCACGACUCCUUUAUUUGGAAAAAUAGUGUGGUAGAUAAAUACCUUAGGAAUGAGUUUAAUAGAGGCAAAGUAAACUCCUGGAUUAUAGGUGAUUCCGGUUAUCCUCUUCUCCCAUAUUUAAUGACACCGUGUAGAACAAUUAAUAGUAAUGAGGAAGAAAAUUUUAACAAUCGCUUUUGUAAGGCCAGAAACAUAAUAGAGCGUUGCAAUGGAGUUCUUAAGGGCAGGUUUCGAAGCAUUAUUGGUGAUAGAGGUUUGUUGUAUAGUACCAAGAAAGCUACACAGAUUGUAAAUGCAAGCUGUGCUUUACACAAUGCUUGCAUAUUUUAUAAGAAUGAUUGGCCCUAUCCUCAGGAAGUUCUAGAUCCGGAAGUAGAUAUAAUUGAGGAAGAUGCAGAUAAUACUGCUGCUGCCGAAAUACGAAGGCGGUUAGCACAAAAUUUGUCACAAUAGAUAAGAAGCCUAUUUAGCGACAUCUAUUCAUUUGACUUAAAUACGAUACUCAUAGUGUAGACUAUAGAAUAGACUAUAGACUAAAUACUAGGCUAUAGACUAGACUAUAGAU